GCCAGUCUCUCGGCCCAGCUCUCCCGAGAGGCGGCCGGAUCCUCUGGGCUGCUCGGUCGAUGCCUUUGCCCCUGACUUCCAGGCAUGAGGUGGCUCCUGUCCUGGACGCUGGCAGCAGUGACCGCAGCAGCCGCGGGCAGCACCCUGGCCAUGGCCUUCUCUCCAGCCCCCACGGCCAUGGCCUUCACCCCGCUGCCACUGGAGGAUACAUCUUCACGCCCCCAAUUCUGCAAGUGGCCUUGCGAGUGCCCGCCGUCCCCACCCCGCUGCCCGCUGGGGGUCAGCCUCAUCACUGACGGCUGUGAAUGCUGUAAAAUGUGUGCUCAGCAGCUCGGGGACAACUGCACAGAGGCAGCGGUCUGUGACCCCCACCGGGGCCUCUACUGCGAUUACAGCGGGGACAGCCCGAGGUACGCAAUAGGAGUGUGUGCACAGGUGGUCGGCGUGGGCUGCGUCCUGGACGGGGUGCGCUACACCAACGGCCAGUCCUUCCAGCCCAACUGCCAGUACAACUGCACGUGCGUGGACGGCGCGGUGGGCUGCACGCCCCUGUGCCUGCGCGCGCGCCCCCCGCGCCUCUGGUGCCGGCACCCCCGGCGGGUGCGCGUGCCCGGCCGCUGCUGCCGGCAGUGGGUGUGCGACGACGAUGCCACAAGGCCGCGCAAGACAGCGCAGCGCCACACGGGCGCCCUAGCGGCCACGGGUGGGGUGGAGCCGUGGCAUCGGAACUGCAUAGCCUACACUAGCCCGUGGAGUCCCUGCUCCACCAGCUGCGGCCUGGGGGUCUCCACCCGCAUCUCCAACGUCAACAGCCAGUGCUGGCCAGAGCAGGAAAGCCGUCUGUGCGCCCUGCGGCCCUGCGAUGCGGACAUCCAUCCACACAUCAAGGAAGGGAAGAAGUGUUUGGCCGUGUACCAGCCCGAGGCACCCGUGAACUUCACCCUCGCCGGCUGCACCAGCACACGCUCCUACCGGCCGAAGUACUGUGGAGUGUGCACAGACAGCAGGUGCUGCAUCCCCUACAAGUCCAAGACCAUCGACGUCUCCUUCCAGUGUCCCGACGGGCCUGGCUUCUCCCGCCAGGUGCUGUGGAUCAACGCUUGCUUCUGCAACCUGAGUUGUAGGAAUCCCAACGAUAUCUUUGCUGACUUGGAGUCCUACCCUGACUUCCCAGAAAUUGCCAAUUAGAUGGGCACAAAACAUGGGGCUCGGGGCGUGGCCCAGUGUGUGCGAAGCAGCCAGCCCUCCGAGGCCCACAGCUGAGCCUUCUUUGUCCACCUCCCACUGACUUCUAACUAUCCUGAUCCAGACCGUUGGCCCCCUGUCCCAUUUCCAAACACCCAAAUGACCCAUUCCACUGCCGCUCGGGCCCAGACUCUGACUUCUGUCCUUGGCAGCUUUCUGAAUACACUCCAGACAAAGUGCCUGCUUCCAGCUCUUCUGGACAAAACUCAAUGGUGUCCAAGUGAUUGGAAGUCCUGCCGGAUCUUACCUGAGUUCCAAGGAACAGCACCAGCUAGGCAUUUCCCCUCGCUCGUUCCCUUUCUAGACGCCAUACCGCAAGACUCUUUGGGUCCAUUCAGAAGGGCAGACAGAAUCUAGGACAAUGGGGCCGUCUGUUAUGUGGGCCCUGCCAAGUGGACUCUAAUAGACAGUUCUGGUAAUAGCACACCCAAGUGUCUCUGAUUCCAAAGAUCUGUAUACCGAAGGUCACCAAAUAUUUGCCAAGUGAGGUGAAUUGUUGUUUGGUUUUGAUUUUUAAUGGCAAAUUGUGUUCAUGAACCCAGGCUUUGUGGAGGUGAAGUCUGUCUUCAUCCCUCCCUGUAAAGGUUCCAAAUUGGCUCGUUUCGGUCAGAAAUGCCAUUUGAUAACUUUCAUUCUUAUUCAUGGGAAAAGUCUCCAGUCAAUACUGUAGAGUCAGAACAGGGUCAGAAGAAGCGAUGGACCCUCGCGUGAAUUUGCUGCUGGCCGACAGGACACUGGGCGGCUGGGCAGCUCUUCUGUGCAUCCAGACCCUCUCCCUACUUGGGUGCUCCUGGGAGUUGGUGGUGCCUUUAGGAUGGCCUCUCGGACCCUGGAGAGUGGCAUCCCAGGAUGUCUCUCUCCCUUGGGAGACCUAGCUGAAGCCCAGGCCAGACCUGCCUGAAAUAACUGAGACAGUUACAGGCUAUGUGUGGCUCAAAACAAGAAGUGGAUCCACUCUGCAUCAGCCUGGAGCAGCAGAGUCACCUUCUGGGCCCAGGACACCUGUCCUUCUCUUGCAGUGACCCUUCUCACAGACUUCGGGUCUGCUGACCCAAGCCCCAGUCCUGGUGCGAGGACAGAGGUUGACCAGUUGUUCAGAGUCAGAAAUCUAUUUAACAGGGACCAAAUGCAAAAAUGGGUUGAGGCUCAAAAGGAACAGAAGGCUGUUAUGAAUGGAAAUGAGGCUGUUAUCUAUCUGAUUAGCAGAAUAUAAAUAAUUACUGUUAUAAUUCUUUUAUUUACUACCUUCUGUUUACCAGACAUCGUUCCCAGUGCUUUAUGUGCAUUAGCUCAUGGAGAAACGUGGCGAUUGUGUUGGAAAGUGCCUCUUACUAUUUCCAUUCUUACAGAUGUGAAAUAGGAGCUUGGCAGGACCCUUGACCAGUCACCCAGCUGCAAGUGGGGAAGUCGGGAUUCAAAUCCAAGCCCGACUGACUUCACAACCCGUGUCUUUGUCCUUACUUUUAGAGCUUCCAGAUGUGUCGAGCGGAAAGACAUGUUGGAAAUAACUGACUUCCUACUCUUGUCUUCCACUCUUUUUACUGUCUCUCUAGCUCCUUUCCCAAGAGAGGAGUAUCUGCCUUUCAGAUAUGUAGGUGCCUGCACAUUCAAAAAAUACGGGAUGGACAAAAUACCCUCGGAUCUUCUGUUCGUCCUCCCCUCCUUCAGAUCAGGAGUCAGCUCUGAUCAUGCGUUUAAGAGAUGGUUUUGUCCACACAAUGCUGUGGAUGAGAGACAUAUGGCUUAUUCCUGAGGGGAUUCGGUGCUGGCGGCCUGGGAUUCUGAAACAGGAAAAAAAGGACUGGAAAUAUGCCCCCUUGACCGUGACCUCCCACACGCCUGGUCCAGUAUAAGGCGUACAGUGGUCCUCAAUAUCUAUUUGAGGAAUAAAGGAAACUAUGUCUGUGUUCCUACUUUUACUCAGAGGCCCUCUUCUUCCAAAGGUACGUGACAAUCGAAGUUGUAUCAGCCAAAUCUUAUUUUAAGUGCCACGGGGAAAGAGACACUUACUAUUUCAACCGAUGUAUAUUUUUGUUGAAAGAAGAAUUUCGUGCAAAGAGCAUUUACCCCAAGAAUAAGCUCUUCUCUAAACCUGUGUGGAUCUCUGUUGGAUUUUCUCAGAGUGAAAUCUACAAAGGUAGAUUUGUAGGUCUACAAAGACCUCAGAGUGAGGUCUGUAAAGUACAAGGACUGGAUGACAGCUAACCACAUUUGACAUCCCAAGAGCUAGGUUCUUCCUGAGUUUGCAUCCCAGUUUGGAAAGAUGAGCACAGCUUCCAAGAUCGUAGGAAGCCUGGUUGGAGGAAUCUGGGAUUAUCUUGGGGCCGAGUGGGCUGGGGUACCUCCAGACACUAUUGGUUUUGAGAAACGGGCCUGUCCUCGGCAGGUGCCAUGGGGAAAGUCUCAGCUCUAUGCUUUGAAGUCAUGGGGAAGGAGAUUUGGGACCAAUAUAAGGAAAAUCUUUUUAGCAGUCAGAAUCACUAGGCAGUGGUGUGUGACCUACUUCCCUAAAAGUUAGGAAUAUUAAUCACAGUGGAAGUCCCUUUAUCGAAAGCUUACAUGGUGCCACCCACUUUGCUAAGUUUUAAACGAUCUUACUAAUAUUCACGACAGUUGGAAGGAAGCUUCUCGUCCCUCUUUUUAUACAUGGAAAGGUUGAGAUGCAAAGAGGCUGAGAAAUCAAGAGGCCAAAACAAGUUGGAGCCCAAAUUCCAGCUUAUUCCAUUCGGCCUUGCUCUUGGGGAGGCCUCCAGGAAGAGCAUGAAUGAUCCCCAGCAGAGUAUCUCAUGGGCAAGACCAUCCAGUAGACAACAUAGAUGGGCCUUCCAGUCCUUUGUUGCUCAGUGCUCUGGGAUAAGGGAGAGACACAGUAAGGACUUGUUAGCCUUUGGUGAAGAAAUUCACAUUAGUGCUUCAAGUGAAUUUCUCUGGCAUGCUUAGGUGGGAAGAUAGAGGAAGCCUGUAUUCUCAAACCACUACUUCUUGCUAAACCUUAUUGCCAACACUUGGUGAGCACUCACUGAGUGCCAGGCCCUGGCUAGGUGCUUUACUGCUGUAUCUUUCUGAAUCCCCAUAGCAAACCUAUGAGACAUGGCACUACUAUCAUUUCCCGCUUUAGAUUAAGGUGCUGGGGCUCACAGACAUUAAGUUCUUUGCUCAGUGUCUUACCAGCUUGUGAACUGCAGGCCAGGACUGCCAUCCAGGGUUAGUCUGACAUGUGAGCCACCUGUCCUCACACAAAGAUCAGUGAGCAUGCCCCCGAAACCAAAAGGUACCCAGAGAUGCUUCACUGGCAACAGGGCAAUGACUGCGAUGUUAAUUUCAAGGUGAUUCAGAGAGGGAGUCAGGAAAGUAGAUUUGAAUGAUACGGUUGUCUAUAAUCUCAUUAACAUUGUGCUGUGUGUACGUAGAGAUAAUGGGCAAGCAACGAGACCCCUGACUAUUCUAUUGAAUUAGGUCACUGCUUUUUAAAGACUUACCUUGAUGUAAAGCAACUUGCACAGCUUGGGACUCAUGAAUAGUCAGAAUGGUCAACUAUGGAUCUCUGCACUUAUACGUAUGUGUGUGUGUAUAUACGUGUCUGUUUAUAUCUGUUUUCAAACUGUGACUUCAUAUUUAAGUAUUCCUACCGCCAUUUUCGCAAGUGGCUAAAAAAUACAAACGAAGAAACGUCUUGGAAUCUCCCAAUAGAGGAAAAAAGUAGCACACGGGCGAUCUGUCAUGUUCUACAACAUUCCUCAUUUUUCUCACGAUUCGUGUAGCGCGGAACGUGUUUGUUCAAUGUGAAGGAUUUUCGGUGCGCAAAUUCCCCGUUUAUGCUUUUCUCCUUAAAGCAAUAAAUCGUCAGCAAAAUGA
This is a messenger RNA of Hyaena hyaena (striped hyena), 5100 nucleotides long. It is a transcript of the gene CCN4, whose product is annotated as cellular communication network factor 4. The record is from RefSeq and is a predicted model, not a curated record. Gene Ontology annotation, cellular component: extracellular matrix; extracellular region. The transcript is spliced from 5 exons. Gene Ontology annotation, molecular function: heparin binding; integrin binding. NCBI's taxonomy places the organism in Eukaryota, Metazoa, Chordata, Mammalia, Carnivora, Hyaenidae. The coding region runs from base 85 to 1188 and encodes 367 amino acids. Gene Ontology annotation, biological process: cell adhesion; signal transduction.